Messenger RNA from Pleuronectes platessa (European plaice), 2855 nucleotides. RefSeq names its product phospholipid phosphatase related 1 (gene plppr1). The transcript is spliced from 8 exons. The coding region runs from base 230 to 1177 and encodes 315 amino acids. The record is from RefSeq and is a predicted model, not a curated record. NCBI's taxonomy places the organism in Eukaryota, Metazoa, Chordata, Actinopteri, Pleuronectiformes, Pleuronectidae. Gene Ontology annotation, molecular function: phosphatidate phosphatase activity. Gene Ontology annotation, biological process: phospholipid dephosphorylation; signal transduction; phospholipid metabolic process.
CACACACACACGCUGCGUGAUCCCCAUCCCAAACCCAGAGCUGCUCUGAGCCCAUGGAGUAGUAGUAGCCUGUUAGUAGUAGCGGGAGCGCUCACGUUUCCCCUCCGUCCCCCUUUCAAUCCGCAUUUCUCUUCAAUGGAUUCGCCUUUCACCGGAUUAUUGCCUCAUCACACCGCGAGUGAGCUGACGUGAAUCCUUGAGAGGACAAGUCUCCCCGACAGGAGACAAGAUGGCGUCCAACAACACCCUGCGCAGCUACUCCAUCAUCCCAUGUUUCAUCUUUGUAGAGCUCGUCAUCAUGUCCGGCACGGUGUUGUUGGCCUACUACAUGGAGUGCACGGACCUGUUCAGCGUGCACGUGCAGGGCUUCUUCUGCAACGACGCAGAGCUGAUGAAGCCGUACCCCGGCACAGAGGAGUCCAGCUUCGUCCCCCCACUCAUCCUGUACUGUGUGGUGGCCGCCGCUCCCACCGCUGUCAUUUUCAUCGGGGAGGUCUCCAUGUACGUGAUGAAGUCGACCAGGGAAGCUCUGCUGGCUCAGGAGAAAACCAUCGUGACGGGAGACUGUUGUUACCUCAACCCGCUCGUCCGCCGGAUCGUCCGCUUCAUCGGUGUGUUUGCCUUCGGCCUGUUCGCCACAGACAUCUUCGUCAACGCAGGGCAGGUGGUGACGGGGGGUCUCUCUCCCUACUUCCUGUCGGUCUGCAAGCCCAACUACACGGGCACCGAGUGUCGCUUUAACCACCAGUUCAUCAUCAACGGCAACAUCUGCACCGGGAGUCCCAUCAUGGUGGAGAGCGCCCGCCACUCCUUCCCUUCCAAGGACGCGUCGCUGAGUGUUUACUCUGCUGUUUACCUGACGAUGUACAUCACCAGCACCAUCAAGACCAAGUCCAGCCGCCUGGCCAAGCCCGUCCUCUGCCUGGGCACGCUCUGUUCAGCCUUCCUCACCGGCCUCAACCGAGUCUCCGAGUACCGGAACCACUGUUCGGACGUGGUGGCCGGAUUCAUACUGGGAUCGUCUAUCGCUCUGUUUCUGGGUCUAUGUGUGGUGAACAACUUUAAAGGCGUCCACAGCGCAGCGGCCAAGCAGAAGACUGAGGAGUACCGCGGUCUGCCUCUAAUGACUUUCCCCCGCGUGGAGAGUCCUCUGGAGACCCUGAGCGCACAGCAAUGACACACGCCCAGAUGAAUAUACAGGCAUGAUAUUUUGCACGACCACGCUGUCCUCCCUCCCACACACGGACGCACAUGCAGUGACCUCACACAGUGAUCUCCUCUACCUUCUCCUCUCCACUCCCUUUCCCUCUCCUGUCUCCUUCCAUUUCCUUUUGUCUCCCCCUCUCCACCUCUCCCCCUCCCCACGUCUGUUCUCAGAACCACUCGGCGUCGAUGACGGAGGUCACAUGACUAAGGGGGCAGCACCGGGUCACGUUUGCGUCUCCACAGCACUUCCAGACACAAUGACGAGGACGCAUGCCACGUGGCGCCGAUUGCUUGAGAAGAAAAAUUUAAAAAACGAACACUCCUGAUAUAUCUGUUUCAUUCACCUGGGGGAUAGAAGACACCAUGUUUGUAAUGGUUCUCAUCUAGUUGGGCUUCGGCCCAGUUCAACACGCCGAGGCACCCUGAGCGCAGCCAAAAAUAUCACAAGACAAACUCAAGCACAGUUGUUCUUUUUUUUUUUCCAGAUGUUUAAAACCAUUUGAAACAUGGGAUGUGUUUUCCCUCCAUGGUGCGGUUUGUAGUUAGAGGACAGUGUUUUGUACAUUUUUGUAUGAGCGAGUGCUGUAGCCUACCCUGACGGUGUUAAACCUGCACACUUCCUGUCAGCUGACUCACUCUGUGUUACAUCACAUCCUGCCAGGUCGUCGAUCACCACCUCCGUCCCCCUGAGUCUGAACAAAUCUGCUAUGGGAAAAAAAAAAAAAAAAUGUUGAUGUUGUCGUUUCUGUGAUGUUUGUCCUUUGUACAGAAAAAAAAAAAGACAGAAUCCUUCUUUUUAUUAUCUCUCUCUGUACAUUACUUGACCGUGUCAGGUCGCAUUUUGUAAAGAUUUUUGUUAAUCUGUUUGACUAUUAUGAUCCGUUUGGACCUGUUUGCCUGCUGUAAACCUGGAUAUGUUAUGGUAUCAGUUUAAGUGUUUUGGGGGAUGAUCCCCUCUCUCUCUCUCUCCUUCGGGAGGAAAUGAUGAGGAAGAGUCAGUGACGUCCUCUGAGUCAGAAAAUGGGGUUUGGCGCCCGCUGUGCCACGUUAUCACCGACGACCUACGGAAAUAUCAUCUGCGUAAAUUCUCUCGAUGGGUGUGUCUCACCCCCGAUUUCCUGAUUCACUGUGAUGUCGAUUGAAAUGUGCUCAACAGAGAUGUGUGGCGGGGCUAGCCUCUUCAGAUCUACCUGGAAAUUCACUGGUGCGGCUGUACAAUUUAAUUUGAAUCCCGAUGGAAGACGUUCUAAUAAAAUAUAUGUGGAAAAGAAAAAAACGGGACAGAAACUGAUUUACUGAGGCGCGGCUAGCCCUCCUAAUGGAAACCAGGCUAAUGACUCCUGCUUCACUUUUCCUCCUCGAGGCACCCCUCCUCCCCCCCCUCCCUGAGCCACCAGUGGAUUGUGAUGCAAUGUUGUGACUCCAUUUCCUAUUGGAAGAUAACGCCCAGCAUGAAGAGAGAAGUCAAGAUGUUUUAUAAAUAUUCAUGAUUCGAAUUCUGGUCAUUAUCAUCAUCAACAUCUUCAUCAUCAGCGUCAUCAUUGUGAUUAUAAUCAAGUUUUCCUUUGAGAACAAAAAGAAAAGCGUUUCAUUUGAAAUGCUGCAUAUAUUUUUUUCUUGGUUUUGUCCAUGAAUUAAAUAGUCAGUAG